AUGGCAGCAUUUUCCCUUGCCGUAACCGGCGUCGCGGUGAUCUUCUGCCUUCUUCUCCCCUCUUCCUCGUCAUCUUCCUCUUCUUUACCCAUCUGCGUCGCCAGGAUGCAGGACCAUGUCAGAAUGGUGUACCACUUCCAGCCGGCUAAGAACUGGCAUAACGGGCCCGUGUACUACAACGGCAUGUAUCACCUGUUCUACCAGUACAACCCACACGGCGCGCUCUGGGACGUCGGCAACCUCUCCUGGGGCCACUCCGUCUCCGGCGAUCUCGUGAACUGGGCCGACCUCGGCAACGCGCUCGACCCGACGGCGCUCUUCGACGCCAACGGCUGCGCGUCAGUGUCUGUCACCAUCCUCCCCGACGGCAACCCCGUGAUCCUCUACUCCGGCAUCGACGCCGACCGCCGGCAGGUCCAGAACAUCGCGUUCCCCAAGAACCCGCUCGACCCGCUCCUCCGCGAGUGGGUCAAGCCCAGCUACAACCCCGUCGUCCCGCUCCCCGCCGACGUCUCGCCGGACAACUCUCCACCGUCGCGUGGCUCGGACAACUUCAUCCGCUGGGAGCGCGGCGCCGCGUCGCGGGACGCUGUGAUGGCCGAGUGCCCGGACCUGUUCCCCGUCGCGCCGCGCGGCGCGGCGGAAGGGCUCGACACGUCGGCGCGCGGCCCCGGCGUGAGGCACGUCCUCAAGGUGAGCAUGCCGGACAAGCUCCAGGACUACUACGCCGUCGGGCGGUACGACGACGAGACGGACACGUUCACCCCGGACGAGGAGGACGCGCGCGGCGGCGGCGGCGACUACCGGAGGUGGCGGAGGAUCGACCACGGGCACCUGUACGUGUCCAUGACGUUCUUCGACGCGCGCAGGAACCGGCGGGUGCUGUGGGCGUGGGUGAACGAGUCCGACAGCGAGGCCGACGACGUCGCCAGGGGGUGGUCCGGCCUCCAGUCCUUCCCGCGGGCGCUGUGGCUGGACGCCGGCGGGAGGCAGCUGGUGCAGUGGUCCGUCGAGGAGAUCGAGACGCUGCGGAGGAGGCGCGCGGACCUGGUGGACGCGGAGGUGGAGGCCGGCGGGCUGCGGGAGAUCGGCGACGUCGAGAGCUCGCAGGCGGACGUGGACGUCGUGUUCGAGGUCCCGAGCCUCGUGCGGGCCGAGGGCCUCGACCCCAGCCGGCUGCUGGACGCCGACGCGCUGUGCGGGGAGAAGGGCGCCUCCGUGCGAGGCGGGGUCGGGCCGUUCGGGCUGCUGGUGAUGGCGUCCGGCGACGACCUGCGGGAGCACACCGCCGUGUUCUUCAGGGUGUUCAGGAUCCUCCACGAGUACACCGUCCUCAUGUGCACGGACCUCACCAGGUCCUCCACGAUGGCAGGGGUGUACAAACCAAUGCAUGGAGGAUUCGUGAACGUGGACAUAGAGAAAGAGAGCAUAUCGGUAAGAACAUUGAUCGACCACUCGAUCGUUGAGAGCUUCGGAGGUGGAGGGCGGACGUGCAUGACGGCCAGAGUGUACCCCGAGCACGUCGCAACAGGCAGCGGCCACCUGUACGUAUUCAACAACGGAUCGGAUGCGGUGAAGGUGCCCAAGCUCGAGGCCUGGGAGCUUGCCACUGCAAGCGUCAAUGUCGUAGCAGCUGAAGACGACGACGGCUUGGUUGCAUCCGGUAAAAUGUGCAAAAACGUGGCGUAUUAG
Molecule: messenger RNA, 1692 nt
Organism: Setaria italica (foxtail millet)
Lineage: Eukaryota; Viridiplantae; Streptophyta; Magnoliopsida; Poales; Poaceae
Product: beta-fructofuranosidase, insoluble isoenzyme 6-like
Biological process (GO): carbohydrate metabolic process
Molecular function (GO): hydrolase activity, hydrolyzing O-glycosyl compounds
Source: RefSeq, a predicted model, not a curated record